Cantharellus anzutake is the source of this 723-nucleotide messenger RNA. RefSeq lists its product as uncharacterized. NCBI's taxonomy places the organism in Eukaryota, Fungi, Basidiomycota, Agaricomycetes, Cantharellales, Hydnaceae. The transcript has a single exon. The record is from RefSeq and is a predicted model, not a curated record. Bases 256 to 468 code for a protein of 70 amino acids.
CGUUGCUCUCAUGCGCAUGAGAGAUGGUUUAUGAGUGCCUGAAGGGAAGAUCUGUAUCCGAAAUGGAGGCUGUGGCUGAUUUGAGGACUCUAACUGGAUGAUAGUUUUUUGGUGUGAUUGGCUUACGUCUGAGCAAGAAACGGCGCAUACCAUUAUAUCUACGCGAGCAGCAAUCUUCCAAGUGCCCGUCGGAUGAAGCGUUGCGAUCGGUUGCAUGAACGCUUUAUCGGCCGGGAUUGAGUCAGGUUUGCGUGCAUGGCACUAGUCGCGCUCAUACUCAUGCAUGCAUCUGUGGUGUGUGACCUUGCUAUGCGUAUGAUGUAUGAUCCCGCCCGGUCAUUUCGUCAUAUCACGACAUCAUCCUCAUGUCACUCUGGUGUAUUUGUUUCGGUAUCUCUAGUCCAGACACGCUGCACCAUGGCCCGCUGGCUUCCAGUUAUGCACAUGACCCGUCCCAGGACGAACUAACAAAUCUUGGCGCCGAGGCCGAGACACAGACGUGCUAGCAGUCGCUAGCUGAUCUCUCAUGCUGGUCACCGUAUGGAUGUAUGCCUGAUUCCUACGGGAAAUGUGCCCUUCCGCCGAUGGUUUGACAUGCAUUUGGCCAUGGUUGGUAUAUGGCGUCAAACUUAAAAUGGAUUUUUAGCCCAUGGGACCAUGUGUAAUAUUGGUGAUAUAACUACAAAAUUUAGCUAUCACGAGUGUUAGAGGGUGAUCGGGUUC